CUCAUUAUUAACAAGCUACCCAGUUUGCUCAAAAUGGCUAGUUUGCAGUCAGUUUUGGUCGCCAUUGGAACUCUUCUCUUCAUGCAACCAGCUCUUGGAGAUGUCAUUCUGAAGCCCCCUAAUGAAGCUAGACCACCAGUUGCCUUGGUGCUCAUUCCAAGUGCUGGAGUGGACCCAUCACAGUACAAACCAUUGGCAACUGCAAUGCAAGAUGUUUGCAACUACCCUCUCUGGAUUGGUAUCCCUUACAUCCCUCUGGAUGCCGUGCUCAGCACUGAGAUAGGAGAAGCCAUUAGUCGCAUCUUGCUGUCCAUGCAGGCUCAAGGAAUGGCGGUGAAGACUCGGCUAUUCUUUGCAGCCCACUCUCCAGUCAGCGCUAAUCCACUGCAAGACUACCUCGUCAAGAACACCACACUUGCUCACAACACUGCAGGGCAAAUCCUGUUUGGUUCGUUCCUGCAACGAAUCUAUCGCAGCUCCCCCCCGGCCCCGUACCCGGUGCACACCCUGACUAUUGGUGGAGAGUUGGAUGGUGUGGCCAGACUAACUAGAAUCAUGGAGGAGUAUUAUCAUCGAGUGCAAGUUGCUACUGAUCCAACUAAAGCUGUCUCAACCUUUCCUGUUGUCGUGGUGAGGGGCAUGUCACACUUCCAGUUUGCCUCAGGGACAAUGCCAAAGACAAUCAAAGAUCGUGACUUUCGACCAGAGAUUUCGUAUGAUUCUGCACACUCAAAAGUUUCAGCAGUUGUGUCAAAUUACAUUUCUGUUGCUCUUGGAAACACAAGUUGUCUACCCGCUCUCAAAGAUGCCGUUGCAAGUACUGGACAGUUUCUAAAACCAAUCAUCGAGGCGUACAAACUUGAGGCCUCGUACAAAUUUAAGACUCCCUGUUUUGAGAACCCUCCAAGUCCAGCCUGUCAAGUAGGUUGUCCGUGGACACAGUCCUCCAUGGUAACAAUGGCACAGCUGGAUAUUGGCCAUAUCAACGAUACUGACGAAAUCCAUCCAGCCUCUGAGAUACUGCCUAAGUUCCACCACCCGGCAAUCUUCAGCAAUUGCUCAACCACCAGUCCAUCUUGCACUGUGCAACUGUCUUCAGUAAGUGAGAAUAUAUAUGAACAUGAUCUGUAUGACGAUGGUGAGGUGGCUACUUCUGCUAAUGAAAUACAAGCAAAACUAAAAUCUCGACAGUCUGUGAUGAUUGCUGCCGGCUAUGAAAAUGUGGAUUUCAACAAAUCUGAUGCAGGCUCUCGUUGCAAGACCAUCAAUCAACAGGCGUACGAUUGGGCGUUGAAGAACUCUGACCCUGUUACCUUGCCACGCUUCAAGGAGCAUGGUGUUGCUAUGGUUAUGGGUGAGGACAAGGGUUGCCUUAAGAACGGAGGACUAUGGAUCUACCUCCCUAUGGACUACACAGUGGGUACCAACUCGACAGGGGGUGAGAUAGUUACCAUUCAGUCAAUACAAAUGAAGACAGCCGUGACCUACAGUAUCGGUAUAUUUGCUGGCAUGCAUUACUGCAAGCUACUGUCUCCUGCCAGAGCUAUGGAGUGGCUGUACGUGGAUGGGCUUAGGAGAUACUACACUGUGAACCAACAAUGCGUUUUUGUGCUAUACCUUAUGAUGACAUUUAUAAUAAUGUUUAUUUACAUGAUUGUAUUGCUUAUGCAUGAUGACAAUUAUAAUAUUUAAUCACAUGGUUGUAUAAUAAUAUACAUUGAGAACAAUAGGUC
Messenger RNA from Halichondria panicea, 1733 nucleotides. RefSeq lists its product as uncharacterized. The transcript is spliced from 2 exons. Lineage: Eukaryota; Metazoa; Porifera; Demospongiae; Suberitida; Halichondriidae. The record is from RefSeq and is a predicted model, not a curated record. The coding region runs from base 34 to 1692 and encodes 552 amino acids.